Molecule: messenger RNA, 2558 nt
Organism: Sorghum bicolor (sorghum)
Lineage: Eukaryota; Viridiplantae; Streptophyta; Magnoliopsida; Poales; Poaceae
Product: 5'-nucleotidase domain-containing protein 4
Exons: 17
Coding region: 242-2266 (674 amino acids)
Biological process (GO): methylation
Molecular function (GO): methyltransferase activity; 5'-nucleotidase activity
Source: RefSeq, a predicted model, not a curated record
CAACAGCUAGCCAUGUCUUUUGGAGAUCACACACUCACGACACUGCCGCUGGUGGUACGGUAGAAUAUGGUGAACUUGCUAGUAGCUUUAUUUGCUUGCCGGCCCGAGCACAUCAGUUGGCUAGCUAGCAUAGCAAGCAUAUAUAGCUAGCGAGCUGCUACACAUUGUGUGGCCGCGCGAGCGCGCUCUCGGUGCCUGCCGGUGUGGAGAGCCCCCUAGCUAGUAGCUAGUGCUGCUGGCCAUGUCGUCGUCGUCGAAGCAGGGGAAAGAGGACGAAGAGGUGGAGGUGCCGUGCAUGAAUGGCGACGUGGGGAGGGACGACGUCGACAACGACGGCGGAGUCGGAGAAGGAGAGGGCGAGUUUGCGGCGGCGAUGGCGCAGCUGGCGCCGGAGGGCGUGCGGGCGCUGCACGCGCGGGUGGAGGCGGAGUGGGGGCCCGUGCUGCAGAGCGCGUGCCAGACGGCGGCGGCGCGGGCGCUGUGGGGCCGCGCGGUGCGCGACCCGGCGGCCGGGGUGCUGGCCGGGGAGCGCUACCUCAGGGGCCUGCACGACAAGAUGCGGCGCGACGAGCGCGCCGGAGCCAGGGAGGUGCACGGCGUCAUGAUCGCCGUCAGGACGCUCUGGUUCGACGCCCGCGUCGAGGCCGCCGUCGCCGCGCUCGGCGGCGACCCGCAGGUCGUGAUCCUCGGUGCAGGUUGCACUGCUGUAAGGAUGGACAGUGGCGCGGUGGAGACAGCGUCCACUGGGGCAGUAUGGUCAACACCUUCGGCAGAACCGAGAAGCAUUUCUGUCGGGAAGGAGGUAUUCUGCAAUAGGUCACUCAACAUGAGGAACAUUACAGCAGUGGGAUUUGAUAUGGACUACACUCUGGCACAGUACAAGCCUGAGACCUUCGAGGCCCUUGCUUACUAUGGUACAAUAGAGAAGCUUGUGAAGGAUCUGCGCUACCCUGAAGAGUUGCUGACUUGGGAGUUUGAUUGGAAAUAUAUGGUCAGAGGACUAGUUCUUGAUAAGAAGAGAGGAAAUAUCUUGAAGAUGGAUCGACACAAGUAUGUAAAAGUUGCAUACCAUGGUUUUAAGGAACUGUCGAAAGAAGAAAAAGUUGCUGCUUAUGGGAGUACAUUGAUAAGAGAUUCAUUUGAUGAACCUGAUUAUGCCCUUAUAGAUACGCUUUUCUCACUGGGUGAAGCUUAUCUAUUUGCUCAGCUUGUUGAUUUCAUGGACAAGAAUCCUGGAAAAGUACCUGCAGGCACAGACUAUCCACUUAUGUACAGAGAUGUGAGGUCUGCGGUUGAUUUGUGUCAUCGUGAUGGAACUUUAAAGCGCAUGGUGGCGAAGGAUCCUGCCAGGUACAUCAAUGAGGACUUGGCAAUUGUACCAAUGCUUGAAAUGAUCAGGAAAUCUGGACGCUCAACAUUCUUAGUGACGAAUAGUUUGUGGGACUACACUGAUGUUGUCAUGAACUACCUUUGUGGGCCAUACACUUCGGAUGUAGGCUCUGGUCUCAACCACAAAUGGCUUCAAUAUUUUGAUAUUGUAAUAACAGGCAGUUCGAAGCCAAGUUUCUUCCAUGAUGAUAACCGUGCAGGCCUCUUUGAAGUUGAGCCUGAUUCUGGAAAGCUUCUGAAUGCUGAUAUUCAGAUUGGAAGCCCAAGAUCAAGUCAUCAACACUCAACACCAGUUCAGAAAGUUUACCAGGGAGGCAAUGUUGGUCAUCUCCACAGAUUACUUUCUGUUGCUUCUAGUUCACAGAUUCUCUAUGUUGGUGAUCACAUAUAUGGAGAUAUUCUGCGGAGCAAGAAAGUUCUGGGUUGGCGGACUAUGCUAGUAAUUCCAGAACUAGAACAAGAGGUGAAGCUUCUCUCAGAAUCAAAGUCUACAAGGAAGGAGCUUAGACAUCUUAGAAUGAAGCGUGAUUCAAUUGAAGACAGAAUCCAUCAUCUUGAAUGGUCUCUUAAACUUGAUGAUGUCACAGAAAAUCAGAAGGAGAAGUUGUUCUCUGAACAUGACAAUCUGCUGAAACAGAGAGAGCAUGUUCGCCGCCUUCAUCAAGAGGCUCAGAGGCAACAUCAUCAGAAGUUUCAUAAGGUGUGGGGACAGCUCAUGAAGACUGGGUACCAAAAUUCCAGAUUUGCUCAUCAGGUUGAGAGAUUUGCAUGCUUGUACAGCAGCCAGGUUACAAACUUCGGUUUGUAUUCCCCCAACAAGUACUAUCGUCCGAGCGAAGAUUACAUGCCCCAUGAGUUUGAUGUGCUUGGGCUGUAGGAGCAGUCUCUGCUGCUGCUCGGAGUUCCCCGUUGUAAUUGACCUACAGCAGGAUAGGAGGGUGAUUUUAGUUGUGACAUUAUAGUUUCUGUAUUUAUAGACAGAAAGCUUCGCCCAUUGUGAAGGAGCAAGGUAUAACUAUAGUAACCACAGUUCUACAUUAUAACCGUAACAUUACCUGUAUAUAAAUAUGUGCAUAAUAACUAGUUUUAGGAUGCAAAGGAAAGCAGUGCCGAUCAUGCCUGGAUUGAACAUUGAGAAUUCAGCAUUUUGUUAAGUGUCCCAACCACAA